Molecule: messenger RNA, 1450 nt
Organism: Gekko japonicus
Lineage: Eukaryota; Metazoa; Chordata; Lepidosauria; Squamata; Gekkonidae
Gene: OSGEP
Product: O-sialoglycoprotein endopeptidase
Exons: 10
Coding region: 1-888 (295 amino acids)
Biological process (GO): tRNA threonylcarbamoyladenosine modification
Cellular component (GO): EKC/KEOPS complex; cytoplasm
Source: RefSeq, a predicted model, not a curated record
AUGCCUGUGGUGAUCGGCUUUGAGGGGAGCGCCAACAAGAUUGGCGUGGGGAUCGUGCAGGAUGGCGAAGUCCUCAGCAACCCCCGGCGGACAUAUGUCACCCCUCCAGGGCAAGGUCCAGGCAUGGGUGCCCCAUUGGUGACGGUGGCUGUGGUAGCCCGUACGGUGGCUCAGCUGUGGGGGAAGCCUCUACUGGGGGUGAACCACUGCGUGGGGCACAUUGAGAUGGGGCGGUUGGUGACGGGUGCCCAGAAUCCGACAGUGUUGUACGUUAGCGGCGGGAACACUCAGGUCAUUGCAUAUUCAGAGCAUCGCUACCGUAUAUUUGGAGAGACCAUAGACAUCGCUGUCGGCAACUGUCUGGACCGCUUUGCCCGCGUGCUGAAGAUCUCGAAUGACCCCAGCCCAGGCUACAACAUCGAACAGAUGGCCAAGAAGGGUCAGAAGCUGGUGGAACUUCCGUAUACGGUGAAAGGCAUGGACGUCUCUUUCUCUGGCAUCCUGUCCCACAUAGAGGACGUGGCCCACAGGAUGCUGGCUGCAGGGGAGUGCACGGCGGAGGACCUCUGCUUCUCCCUACAGGAGACAGUGUUUGCGAUGCUGGUGGAAAUCACAGAGCGGGCCAUGGCGCACACUGGCUCCCGUGAGGCACUGAUCGUGGGCGGAGUCGGCUGUAAUGAGCGGCUGCAGGAGAUGAUGGGCAUCAUGUGCCGGGAAAGAGGAGCAAAACUCUUUGCUACAGAUGAGAGGUUCUGUAUUGAUAAUGGAGCCAUGAUCGCACAAGCCGGCUGGGAGAUGUUCCAGUCAGGGCAAAUUACACCGCUUGAAGAUUCAUGGAUUACACAGAGGUAUCGUACCGAUGAAGUGGAGGUGGCGUGGCGGGAUUGACCCCUUCCCUUCUGCCCGGGAGCCACCCCCGUCUCAGCUGGAAGGGGGCAGCAGUGCGAACAUUUGAGCGAAUGAUUGGAACCCCGGUGGUUAUUCGCUGGGGCACAAAUCCCACCUGGAAUAAAUGGUUUGGUUUUUUGAGCCUUGUCGGAUUGUUCCUACCCUGAGAUAAGAAGAGAUGUGGUGUGCACGUAAAGACAAAUCUUGGGUGGGAUCGGUCGUCUCUGGUUUUCCGAAGGUGAACGGGUGGCGAAGAAGAAGCCUGCGCAGUUCCUCUGUGCCACUCUGCCUCUCUUCCUGGCUUUGCAAAAUGGGAAUAGCACACAGGCUCUCUUCGCCUGAUUCAAGGAUUUCUUUGCCGUGCUCCUCUCCCUGGGAUUGCAGGACGUCUUCCCUUCUUUGCUCUGGUCCUUAAGGACAGAACUACUCGAGGACUAUACUCUACUGGGCCUGGCCAUUUAUUUUGCUUCUGCAGAAAAGUUUCACCCAAGCUCAGAACAUGAGAGGACCGCAGAGGAGUCCUAGUACGGAAGAGGCAAAGUUUUUAAAUUAAAGAGUUGCA